Messenger RNA from Arachis ipaensis, 1177 nucleotides. The record is from RefSeq and is a predicted model, not a curated record. Lineage: Eukaryota; Viridiplantae; Streptophyta; Magnoliopsida; Fabales; Fabaceae.
UUACCCCAUAGUGGUAGCUGGCUAGGUUCUUCCAGAGCUCCGCUGCAGAACACCUUCUCUCUCUUAUUUCAAACCCUUAACCCCUCUCCACCAUUCUUCAUCAGGCUUUUGUUAAAAAGCUUGCAACUUUCACAUAAUACAACAAGAUUGGUAAAUGAUGGAAGAGAAAGAGAAAUUAGAUAGUUACAAAGUUGGAUCUUUGCCUACUGUAAUAUAUAUACCUGAUUUCAUCACAGAUAGUGAACAAAGCUUUCUUCUUAACAAUAUAUAUGGAGCCCCUGCAUCAAAGUGGAAGUUGUUGAAGAAUAGGAGGUUACAGAAUUGGGGUACGAUGGCCUCUUACUUUUUAUAUAUCCGGUUUCCGUGUGCUAACUGUGUAGAUUGUGGCGUUGUCCAUGAGAAGGGCCUUCUACCUCAACCAUUGCCUCCAUGGUUAACAAAUCUUACACAAAAGAUAUCAGAAGAAUCAGAACUAUUUCCAUCAGCAAUCAAUCAUGUUCUCAUCAAUGAGUACUUACCUAACCAAGGCAUAAUGCCACAUCAAGAUGGUCCAGCUUACUUCCCAGUUGUAGCUAUUCUUUCACUUGGAUCGCCUGUCGUCAUGGACUUUACACCUCAUGCUAGAUUUAAACUAGAUCCGCAAGAUGUUAAUGGCAACGAUUCUGAUGGAGAAGAUAAAAGGCUUGAUGAUAAUUACCUCCCAUUCUCUGUUCUAUUGAUGCCUCGCAGUCUACUGAUAUUCAAGGAUAAGGCAUACUCAGAUUAUUUGCAUGGUAUUAAAGAUUGUGUGGUACAAUGCUAUGAUGGGGCUGUAAAUGAAAUGGAAGCUUUGAAACACAAUGAAUCAGAUAGACCCUAUUUUGGCUCAGAGGAAUCAGUGGAAACAAUGGGGAAGGAAGAGAGUAAGGAUAUAUCAAGAACAUCCACUAGAGUUUCAUUAACUUGUAGAUUGGUACCAAAAGUUCACAAGAAUUUGUUUAGGUUUUGAAAAUUAUAAUUUUAAAAUUUCCAUCUUUUAUCCAAUUGUGUUAGUAGGAGUCUCACUCCAUUGUGUUACAAAAUCAGGACAAGUCUUUAUUAAUACCCUAAUCCCGUUAUUAAUCUACUGUAUGCACAUAUUUUAGAUGCAGAUAUUGAAAUAAAAUGACUUAGAGUUUAUUAAAAGGAUUUUUGCUAA